This is a messenger RNA of Scylla paramamosain (green mud crab), 2074 nucleotides long. Its product is annotated as COMM domain-containing protein 4-like. The transcript is spliced from 8 exons. The record is from RefSeq and is a predicted model, not a curated record. Bases 236 to 892 code for a protein of 218 amino acids. NCBI's taxonomy places the organism in Eukaryota, Metazoa, Arthropoda, Malacostraca, Decapoda, Portunidae.
GUUGGAGGGAGGGCGUGUAUCAUACCAGAUAACGUGACGCUGGUGGAAUAAUAACAGAUCUGUCACCCACCACCAAGGAUUCUACACAAGUCUACCUUCCUCGUUCAACACACAGCACCACUGAGGGCCUGACACAAGAGGAGGCAGCCUGCACACCAUUACUUCGCAGAGGGAGCUGCAGUCUACCUCGCCUGGGCACGGCUGAAGGAGCUCUGUGGUAGUGUGAGUCGUGGUCAUGGUUCGCAAGGACGCCCGUGCAUCCUCCUCAUCCUCGUCCUCCUCCUCAUCCUAUCCCUCAUCCUCGGCAAAGUACCAGAGGCUCACACAAGAGGAUGAUGGUUUUGUUGAUGACCAGUUCAAGAUUAUUGAGUUCUACGUCUGUUUCUUGCGGUUCGUGUCCUCGGUCAAACUUCGACUUUUGGCAGGAUCUGUGGCCAAGAGUAUAUAUGAAGCAUCUCUUAAUUAUGAUGUGGUGACCAAGCUUUCCAACGAUGCGAAAUGGAGCGAGGACGGGGCACAGGCGGCGGUGGCGGCGGUGCGGUGGGUGUUGAAGAGUGCCGCAGGAGCCGCCGUGACGCCCUCCGUGCUGGACUCAGAGCUCCAGCAACUAGGUCUGCCCAAGGAGCACGCCGCCGCCCUCACCAGAGUGUACGGUGACCAUCUGCCGCGCCUCACGCACCACCUGCACCAGACGAGCCUCAAGGAGGGUGGAGAGGUGCAGUGGCAGUGCAGGGUGGCUGGUGUGGGUGUGGGUGCCAACAUGGAGCCAGUGGUGGAACUUGGGCUGGAACAAGCAGGAGGCUCCACCAAGGUUGUCCUCACUCCCACACAGCUUCAUGCUCUUGUUCAUGAGUUGAGUGAGGCACGGCAACUCAUGGAUGCUGUACACUAGUGGCUCAUCAGUGGCAGCAUUGGCUUGGCAGCAGCAGUAGCAGCAUCAUCAUCAUCACUAACAGCAGUAUAGCCAGUCAGAGGAACAGUCUAUUGACAGUUACUCAUCACCAAAGCUAGUUCUGAGUGGACAGAUAACUUACUGCCUCCAUCUUUCCUUUCUCCCUCCAGUACACACGGUUACUUAUUCAGUGUGUGUGUGUGUGUGUGUGUGGCAGCCCAGUGAUAGCACCCCAAUGUUGUCACAUAUUCUUGCCAAGAACUAAGUAUUCUCAACUUUUCCUCCCAGUGCUGAGAUGCAUACAGCUGACUGACUGUAAGCUGACUCGAUUCAUUCUUCCUUAUUCAUGUGAUUGAAGGAGAUGUCUUACUUGUUUGUUGGUGAGGCCUAAUUCACACUUCUCUUUUAGUUUGUCCGUCUGGAGAGAGAGCAUAAGAACAUAAUUAAAUAAGGGAAGAGCAAGAAGCCAUCAGGUGUAUUCAGGCCAGUUCCUCUAUGAAACAUACCUAUUUCCACCUAUCAUCUGGAGAGAAAGAGUGCACCAUCAGUGACAUCACUCUGCCAACAGAAAAAUUAUUCAGAACUGGAAAUAUUCCUCCAUGAGGCAUGAGUGCUGUUAUCACUAUUUAUGGAGUUACAUUAGCACUUUCAUCUAACAGAAGGAUAUUUAGCAGAUCUGAUUAAUUUUUCUACUGACAGAGGGAUGUUUCUGGUCACACACUUUUCCUUAAGAUGGAUGCAUGAAACAGGUGGUGUGAAGCAGGUCUGAGUAGGCAGUCCUCAGAAAUAAGUAAUAAAUAGUUUUUCAAUCCUCACUUCUAUCAUUUCUUCUUAUGAUUUCAGUAGAAAAGAAAUUUCAUUCAAAAUUAAGUUAUCAGCUCAAAGGCAACAAAUUUAUCAACAAAGAAAGGUUAAUUAUGACUUUGUGUUUUCUUUCUUUCCUGUGAUUUAUCCACCUCAGAAGUGGAGUUGAUUAAUCUAUCCAAAUAAUGAAGUAACUCAGGCAGCACCAGCUUGUGUGUGUUGCAUCAGGUGUGUUGCUGUGGGCAGAGGUGCAUGCCAUUUCUUGACAUCUUCCAUUACUGAAUGCAGGAAACUUAUUGAAAUUUCAUGUUGAUUAUGUGUCAUAUUCUAUGUAAUUCAUGUGUAUUUUUAAGGAUUCCAUUAAAACUAAAUUUAUUA